Messenger RNA from Seminavis robusta, 1228 nucleotides. NCBI's taxonomy places the organism in Eukaryota, Bacillariophyta, Bacillariophyceae, Naviculales, Naviculaceae. The record is from the annotation of a GenBank genome assembly.
CAGCUCUCUGCGUGUCAUAGUAGAGCAAACCCUGGAUCUAUUAUAGUAUCGACGCGAGACAGAGAAGAUGAUGAGACUCUGUGGUUACCUCCGCUUAGCAGUGACUUUGGUUCUUUUGAUACCACUGGUCCGUUCGACAGAAGAUGAUACUCACAACAACAACUACUACAUUAUGAUUGGAGUGUCGGGAGGUUUGCAAGAAGGCUUUCCAGCACACGACAAGCUGCACUAUAACCAAGGCAGUUUGGAGGACGAAGUAGUGAAGGCCAUCUUUUUGGGCCGUGGAUUGGUGCGUGGGUACAAGGCCUUUUUGGAUUUGAUGCAAGAGGGAUGGCGUGAAUAUACCGAGACGGAUCGGGCUGUGAUUAAUCCCAACGUGUUUGCCAGUGGUUGUCAGGAACACGCCAAUGAAUAUUGGAUCUAUCUCGUGGAUGCCCGACAAGUCAUGUCUGUUCUGAACCAUGAACCACGACAUUUGAGUAUGACACCGGAUACCGGCAUGAUUGAACUAGAAGCGGAGGAAACACAUUCCCUGGUGAGAGACUUUUUGACGACCCAUAUUCGACAACAACAUCGUGCCAGUAAGAAAAAGAUUGACAAGGUUGCCAUUCCCUUGGUGACAGCAGUCUAUUUCAAUGCUGCCAGUCAUAUUCCUUCUCCACCCAUUCGAAUUCAUGACGAUGGUACCCAAGUGACCAAUUUUCCGGAUAGUUUGGCGUUGUGGGCCGGAGUGGACGACCGGGACCGUACCAUGGUGGUGGACUAUCACAAGUCUUGUCGUCAUCAUCGUCGCGAGGAAUGCACUGACGCGGCUCUGGAAGAGGCAACCCAAGCGUACAAUCGGUAUUGGGCAGGUAUCCGACAAGCCAUUGGCAAGGCGGAGGAGAAACGGCAGAAAUUGGAGAAACAGGAGGCAAUAAGUGGUCCUCCGUUUCAAUGUCAGAAACGGGUGAAAUUUGGAGUGGGCAAGGAAGAGGAUCCAGACAAUACAUCGACACGAGUCAACUAUCCCAUGACGGGAGCACAAAUUGAAUCCGUCUUGAAGGAGAUUGGAUUUCAAGUGGAUCUUGCAGAGGGGGAAGUGGUGGAUCCUCUAUCGGAAAAGCAGGAUGAACCUGAUCUAUAGAUUGUGCUGGCCCAUGAAAGCCAAUUUUGAAUACGAUUUUGAAUAUAUGUGUUGACAAAAGGAACUAGCUUAUAGGUUAUGGUUAGCAGCUCUAUCAGUUAC